Messenger RNA from Paraglomus occultum, 1085 nucleotides. The record is from the annotation of a GenBank genome assembly. NCBI's taxonomy places the organism in Eukaryota, Fungi, Glomeromycota, Glomeromycetes, Paraglomerales, Paraglomeraceae.
AGUUUGGUUAUUGCGGUACCGAUCGUUUCUGUCUUGGCGGUUGCAACCCUUUGCUUAGCUUCAAACCGGAUUCGUGUGCACCGAACCCUAUCUGUGUAAGCAACCUGUACACCUUUGAUCAGUCUGAUAAAGUACAACCGACCAGCGAGUAUACUGGCGGAACGGAUGUCGAUUUCACUUACGAAGGACAACCAUUAUUUUCGGGCGGGAAUUUGGUUAUGACUCUUGCUAAAGGUACGCAAGGUACGCGUCUCUCGACUACAAGAUAUGUGUAUUAUGGUAGGAUCUUUGCUAAAAUAAAGGCGGCAAGGUCUGUCGGUAUCGUGACCGCUUUCAUCACCAUGUCCAACAUCAAAGACGAGAUUGACUGGGAAUUUCUCGGCUAUGACUUGCAGACUGGUCAAAGUAACUACUUCUAUAGAGGAUUUAUAGACUACACAAAGGGCGUUAAAGAACCGGUCGGAGGAAACAUCUACACUGACUUUCAUGAAUACGGGAUCGAUUGGUCGCAAGACCAAUUGUCUUGGUUGAUUGAUGGCAAGAUUGUCCGUACAGUAAAGAAAUCCGAUACUUAUAACAAAACGACAGGAAAUUAUGAUUAUCCUCAAACACCUUCUCGUAUCCAAUUGUCAAUUUGGGAUGCUGGUGACGGUCCAGACGGCACCAAACAAUGGGCUGGUGGGGCAACUGACUGGAAUGCUACAGACAUUCAGUCGCCAGGUUAUUUCUAUGCCCAGGUCCAAAGUGUAACCGUAGAGUGCUAUGGCGUACAGGGCGCGGGUGGCAAUAUCAAAGUGGAUCCAUCCUGGGGUACGGUGGACAACAGCGUGAACAGUUACGUCUAUGACGCUAAUGGAAACGUUACUAUCACUAACACUAACAUCACUAAAGUUACGGUUACAACACCACCAAGUCAAGGAUUACCGCAGUCUUCUGACGAGAAUCCAAAUUCCAUGCCAAACAUUACUGGUCAAUAUGUACCCAAUGUUACGGCAAACGCUGCUGUUGCUAUCAGUUUCCCUGCUGUUGUUAGCACUUUAAUUGCCACGUUCGCUACAAUUAUACUCGGCAUUUUUGCGCUCUAA